GUCGGGGUGGUCAACUGGAGGGAGGACGCCGACACGCCCUCUCUUGAAUGGAGCGCGCCGUGCGUAAAGUCCGACGUGCAACCGAGGGAAAUUGUAAUUGGUUUCUCUUUCACACAUUUCAACGUUUGUAACCGCACGUGGUGAUUUACAUGCAGCAAUGACGCGGGAGGAAGAGUUAAUCCGGAUUGCCAAGAAGCUGGAAAAAAUGGUGUCUCGAAAUAACACGGAAGGGGCUAUGGACCUGCUGAAUGAGCUCAAAAGUUUCAAUAUGACACUUAAACUCCUCCAGGAGACAAGGAUCGGCAUGUCUGUGAAUAGCAUCAGGAAGCACUGCACAGACGAAGAUGUCAUCGCUAUGGCAAAAGUACUCAUCAAGGAAUGGAAAAAACUAUUGGACUCCAGCCGUCCUCAAAUGGAGAAAGCCGCAGAAGAGAAGAAUGGUUUGGACUCCAGCAAAGCAGAAGGGUCACCAAACGACUCACCCAGGAGAGGAGUUCUGGACAGCAGCGUUCUCUAUCCCACCCGCUUCCCCUCCCCUCCUCGGCCCGCUCGCCCCCCCCUUCCCAUCAGGCGCCCCUCUGUGAAUAUGAAGAAAGAGAGGAAGGAUGGUAAAGACUCCUCGUUAGGGCGCUCUCAAGCUUCAGGGCUCACCUCGCCCAAGGCUAAGCGUCCUUCACUGGACUCUAAGAAAGAGAGGAAAGUUCCAAAAGACCCAAGCACACCAUGGGUUCCGCUUACUUUUAAACUCCACCCCCCACCACCAAGAAAAGAGCCACCAGAUCCAAACGCUCCUCUGCCUCCACUGCCUUUUCAUCUUCAUCCGCCAGCUGCGCCAAAGCGCCCCUCGCUGGAUGGGAAAAAGGAGAGGAUGGAUUCCUCAGACUCUAAAAUUGCUUCCCAGAAGACAUCAGAUUGUGUGAAAAAAGAAAGGAAAGACAGUUUGGAUAGCAAAGUGGCUAAAAAACAGUCAAUGGAUGUUAAGAAAGAAAGGAAGAACUCCCUUGACUCCAAAUUAAGCCAACCAGUCAAACACCAAACAACUCCCACUAAACCAGAAAGGCGGGAGUCUGACUCGAAGCACAACAGCCUUUCACCCCGUGCAAAGAAGCUAACAUCUGAAAGGCGAGAGUCUCAUGGCUCAAAGGCCACUCAGUCUGGACCUCCGCAAAGAAAACCAUCCACUGACCACAAUGAAAGAAAGGGCAAAACCGAAGCCCCGAAAACUCCAACUGCGCCAAGCAGCCCGUUAUCCCCCGGCUUCGCUUCCACCGGGGGUUCAUUACCGCCUCACCUAAUUACCGGAGACUCGAUUCGUGACAAGUGCAUCGAGAUGCUGGCUGCUGCCCUGCGCACUGACAAUGACUACAAAGAUUUUGGAACUAACUGUGACAGCAUGGCAGCAGAGAUUGAAGAUCAUAUCUACCAAGAGAUCAAGGCCACCGACAUGAAAUACAAGAACAGAGUGAGAAGCCGCAUCAGUAACUUAAAGGACCCAAAGAACCCCGGUCUGCGCAGGAACGUUCUCGCAGGAAGCAUUGAUUUAAGCCGCAUUGCCAUUAUGAGCGCUGAGGAAAUGGCUAGCGACGAGCUGAAACAACUGAGGAACGUCCUCACCCAGGAGGCCAUCAGGGAGCACCAGAUGGCCAAAACUGGGGGCACCACCACUGACCUGCUACAGUGCGGCAAGUGUAAAAAGAAGAACUGCACAUACAAUCAAGUGCAGACACGUAGCGCUGACGAGCCCAUGACCACAUUUGUCCUUUGCAACGAGUGUGGGAACCGCUGGAAGUUCUGCUGACGACUUCCUGGUGAAACCAUCUUUUUUUUUUUUUUUUCUCAAUAAUGGGGAGUUUCUAAUUGUAGCUGAUUUUAAAUAUUUUAUAUUCUUACAAUUUCCACUUGAAUGUUUUUUUCUAAGCAUUCUAAUAAUGUUUGCUGUAUAAGAAAUUGAAGAUUGAGCAUGGAAUGACUAAGUCGUUAAGUAUGAGCGCAAUUGUGAAUAAAUCGGCUCUGUAAAAAAGAAUUGUCCCUAAAUGUCACAAUGAAAAUAUACAUAAUUAUUCAUUAUUAUACUUUGUAUAUAAUUGCAAUAAACUGUAACCAAGAUGA
Syngnathus typhle (broad-nosed pipefish) is the source of this 2109-nucleotide messenger RNA. It is a transcript of the gene tcea3, whose product is annotated as transcription elongation factor A (SII), 3. The record is from RefSeq and is a predicted model, not a curated record. NCBI's taxonomy places the organism in Eukaryota, Metazoa, Chordata, Actinopteri, Syngnathiformes, Syngnathidae. The transcript is spliced from 19 exons. Gene Ontology annotation, biological process: DNA-templated transcription; transcription elongation by RNA polymerase II. Bases 158 to 1798 code for a protein of 546 amino acids. Gene Ontology annotation, cellular component: nucleus. Gene Ontology annotation, molecular function: nucleic acid binding; zinc ion binding.